This is a messenger RNA of Annulohypoxylon truncatum, 3429 nucleotides long. RefSeq lists its product as uncharacterized. The transcript is spliced from 3 exons. The record is from RefSeq and is a predicted model, not a curated record. Lineage: Eukaryota; Fungi; Ascomycota; Sordariomycetes; Xylariales; Hypoxylaceae. Bases 102 to 3335 code for a protein of 1077 amino acids.
UCUAACCCAGCACCUAUAAUUCUUCACGGAAUUAUUCCUAUCGAUCCGAGCCUACGGUGAAGUCUACGUUAUGAGACUCGUGGGGUGUCUCGGACGUCACGAUGGGUACGAUAUCUCAAUAUCACGGUAGCUUGGUUGCCUUUGAGGGGCCCCAGGAUACCGUCUCAACUCAACUUCGACUACUUCCAAGCUCACCAAACAUCUUGAUUAUACCGCCACUUCGAUAUUUCUUGAAAGAAGAAAAUCCCGAGGCUCCCUUCGACGCUAGGUCGCGAAUCCUAGCAGUGCAUAAAGCAUGUCGUGAUAGAGCUGAGAUGGCGCAUGCAUUCUUGCGCGACUCUACACCGAGUAAUAAGCGGCUAGUUUUCAUGAAUGGGGGCACGGCAAGUGCUCAAAUGGAAUGUGUAUCCGACAUCAGUGAAUACAUCACUGACGGAGAUUUCACAAAAGCCGAACGUAUAUUUAUUAAACUUGUCCGAAAUGGGGUCGCAGGGUUAUCUAAACGGCGUAAAGCGAGUCUGAAUUUCAAGCCCUCCCAAAUAGGGGUCACCAAUCGACAGCUAAAAGGAAGAGAUGGGGGGAUAGCCAACGACCCAGUCUCUGAGGCUAUGAGAGCUGCUGAGGCUCUUGAUCUUCAAACCGCAUUCUUGCAAACCAACACCGAAGUCGACCUCACGACUGGGAAUCGGCCCCGGAGCUCAAGCACACCGAUUUAUCGAGUGGUCGAUGACUACCAGAAUUCAACCCCUUUUUAUAUCUUUGGGGCCCGAAAAUGGCAGAGAAGAAUCUCCUUUGAUCCGGACUUACCUCAAACUCCUCGGCGGAGCCAUACAACACAAGAUCACCGAAAGAAUACUCGGCGAACACUGCACCCGGUUGGAUCUCGAGUAAACGAGCUAAGAAGUCAGCCGAACUCUCCAUUUCAGGUAGGAGAGGAGCAUCCAGGCAGGCUGUCGUCGCAUGCGACCAUUGACGUAUCGAGCCCCCAGUCAUUCAAGUUCGAUUCGACGCCUAAUACGCCAGCGAUAUGUGAAGCUCUUGUCGUUGAUGUUCGACAUUCGGUCUCGGCCGCCUCCCAUAAGAAAACAAAGUCGGUAGACCGAAUCUACUCCAGCGCUGUACGAAACCAAGACAUUCUGCUAUGUAGUUUCCCACAACCGCCGCGUUCGAGACCUACAAGUACGAUAAACAGCCCGAUAUGUCAAGGAACGCCAGCCACGCCUUUACCACGAUCACCACUAUCUCCACGAUCUCCGCGUCAAAAGUUCACAACCGAUAUCCCUAGGCCAACGUUCAGCACACCAAAACGAUCCAUGGUCAGGCGGAAUCCUCCAUCUCCGCUCAAACUGGACAAAGCACGACGACCACUGUCUUACGUCGAUGUUGGUACAAGUACCACGAGCAGCUACGUAGAUCGAGGCACAACUACUGAACCCGAGCCCGAGCUUACUAUCCUCAUAUCUCCCGAGGCAAACAUGGAGGACUCUUCAUCCAUCGAUUUUAGUGACAGUUUUGAACUCGACCCCGAUGUGCCUCAUGAAACGGUUCUGCCAAUGGUCGAAAAUCUAGUAAUACUUUUCAAGGCCGAGCAGCCGGAUUCACGGCUAGAAGCGAUGAUUCAAGCUUUUAGAGAGGGUGAAUACCCAAUAUCUACGUCGCCAUACGAGGCAGCAGUUGAGAAGAACUCUGAUCAAUCCGGUAACUUGAACCCACGGAGCAUUCCACUUGUUGACCGGAGACGAAUAAGCUACGUCAAGCAUGCUGAAGUAUCACCAGCUUGUCAUCUGGAUCCAGACGAGUACGAUCCCUUUGCGUAUGGGAAGUACCCGUGUUCAUCUCAUGGCUUAUCACCCAAGCAUGAUAGACAUGCCCACAGACCUACCACACCACCGACCCCGGCCACAACCCCGCCAUUAGCUACAAAGAAGCCACAGAAAUGCUUCCACGAUUUUACGACGACAAACUGUAGAACAGCUGUGGGCAUGCAAAACUCGCUACGAUCCAUCUUGAACAUCUACUUCCCACCAGAAGACGCAGGCUAUCACCAGUUUAACUUCCCCUUGCUCCCAGAGCUCAGUAGUCUCUGGAAACCCGUAUUCCGUGAAACAGACUCGGGGACUGUCAUACACCGAAAACGAAAGGUCGAUCUCAUCGUCGCCAUUGGAGCACAGCAAGGCGUUGACAAGGAUUUUCUCGCCGCGAUUAGUGGUUCCUUAGAAAAGCUCGGUACAAAGCCGAAUGGUGUGACCCGGAGCGGAAGACUAGAUUUGAGAUUUCUCAUCGCAAGCGCUAUGCAAGCUUUCACUUCACAGCCCCUGGCGAACCAAACUCAAGACAACCCCUUCACUAACCCGCUACUCUUGGCGACGUUAAUUAUACCUCAUCUAGAGACGUAUAUGGCCGCUCAUUCUGCAACUCGGUUUCUUUUGCUCGAAUAUCCCCCUGAACACUUGGCAACUGUUCUCUCGUUGCAACGAUUAGUAGGCUCGGACCUCUUAAGAGUCGCAGGGAUCCUACAUUCCGAAGAUAUAGAACCAAAGCUAAACUCCGGGGUCAAAAUCCCCACGCGGAGGAACACACAUCUUCGCAUGAAUUCGAAGUCUAGAAUGUCGACAAUUAGUACAAGGACGGGCGCAACCCUCCACACUCCUAUUGAAAUGAAGCAAGAGGCGCCCUCAUUCUCGAAGGCCAACUGGCUUCUUCCUUCGUCGGCUAGCGAGUCCGAGAUCGCAACUCUGAUCUCCACGAUCUGGCAAAUCCUUAUUGAUAUUUCAACAUUCUACAUUCCGGACGGAGUAGCCCCUAGGGCCUCGACCCAGAUCGACGGGGAGUUAAGGCGAGGCUCUAGGCGCGAAUCUCGGGGCAAACCACUAGUCCAGACGCCCCUAAUCAACCCAAAUCAAGACUCCGCUCCUCUGUCUAACGCGGCCGCUAUCAUGGGCUUCCAGAAACAGGUAGCCGAAGCCUCGGCGCAAUAUGAGGCCACUCCACCCCUACCUCCUCCCAAACAUAAACAUCGAGCGGUAGAGUCAACGCGAGACGCGCCGCUCAAGUCGUCCAAGGGGUCCAUAUCAGAGACCAUUAAGAGCAGCCGGACGAUGAAGUCGAUGAAGAGUCAGCGGAAUAAGCUACGACAUAUGCUCGGGAGAGAAGCGGACGUGGACAACGCCUCCAAUCGCGCAGAUACGACGUCCGUAUACCAGGACUACUGGGAUGAGGAAGAUGAUUACUUCGCCGCCGAAGAACGCAAGUAUAUGCCCCUAUACGGCAGGCAGAACGGCCCAAGGAAGGGCAAUAGUCGGAAGGCGUUGAAGUGGCUGGGUCUCGCAACUUAGGUAGAGAACCCUGCUCUCGUGGGGAUACCUACUGGCUAGGUACUCCCAUGCAAUUUUUCUUAUCUUGAUUUUCCUUUUCUAUAUUUUCAACGUC